Molecule: messenger RNA, 1745 nt
Organism: Bombyx mandarina (wild silkworm)
Lineage: Eukaryota; Metazoa; Arthropoda; Insecta; Lepidoptera; Bombycidae
Product: facilitated trehalose transporter Tret1
Biological process (GO): transmembrane transport
Cellular component (GO): membrane
Molecular function (GO): transmembrane transporter activity
Source: RefSeq, a predicted model, not a curated record
AACAUCAUUAUAAAAAAUUCAGUGCUCAAAUUAAUUUCAUUCCAAAUCGCGCAAUAAUAAAUAUAAAGUAACGUAAAUAUAUAUAAAUACAACAAAAUGGCAGUAAAAACUCGUUCACAUUGGAAGGAAUAUGGAACAGCAUUAUGUGCGACCCUCAUUACUGCAACAGCCGGUACUUGCUACGGUUGGCCGUCUCCUACUCUACUGUAUCUUGAAUCAGAAGAAAGUUCAAUACCAACAACUGCCUACCAAGGAUCAUGGAUAGUCUCAAUAAUGAUACUCUGCUCGGCUCUAACACCAAUUCCAUCCGCCUAUCUCGCCGACAAAUUCGGAAGAAAAACUACACUGCUUCUAGGAGCUAUACCCUUCAUAAUCGGCUGGAUACUUGUCAUCGUAGCGAAGUCCUUGCCAAUGCUGUACGUCGCGCGGAUUUUCUCAGGCCUGGGUUAUGGAGUUGUGUACACUGUGGCUCCGAUGUAUACGGGAGAGAUAGCUACGAAUGAAGUUCGAGGUGCCCUAUCAACUCUCAUUACUUUAAUGAACAAAGUCGGAAUUCUUGCUCAAUACUGCAUUGGACCGUUCGUGUCUAUGAGAACACUGGCGUCAAUCAACUUGAUCCUGCCUUUUACUUUCAUCAUAACUUUCUGUUUCCUACCGGAAUCUCCGUACUAUUAUUUAAAAUUCGAGCGCAGUGACAGAGCAGAACGAUCCCUCAGAAGUCUGCGUAGUGGUGACAUAAGAACUGAGCUCAAAAGUAUAGAGUUGAACGUCCAGGAAGACAUGAAGAAUCGCGGGUCAUGGAGCGAUUUAUUCACAGAAGCCACCAACAAAAAAGCGAUGUGGAUUACUCUAGGGGUUUUCACGGUACAACAGUUUUGUGGUAGCGCUGCAGUUGUAGCGUAUUCACAAUUUAUAUUCAACUGUACCACCGGGCCUACUAUACUGCCAAAUGGAACCUUAGAAGAGAAAACCCGUAAAAGUAUCGAACCCUAUCAAGAAUCUAUCAUAAUAGGAUGCGUGCAGGUUGCUACCUGUAUCUUGUCCGUACUCCUCGUGGACCGAGUAGGACGCAAACCGCUUCUCUUGCUAUCGACUUUGGGCGUAGGACUAAUGAAUGGAACAAUCGGAACGUAUUUCUACUUUUACGAUACGAACAAGCAAGCCGUACAGAACGUUAGUUGGAUACUUCUAGUGGCCCUUAUCGUUUACAUCGUGUGCUACGCCAUCGGCUUAUCAACCGUGCCGUAUGUUACAAUCGGGGAGAUGUUCCCGACUAAUGUCAAGCUGUACGCGUCCUGCAUAGCACACAUAUAUACAGGCGUCGCUAUGUUUGCAGUGCAGAAUCUCUUCCGGGUUGUCGAACAAGCUUAUAAAAUUUACACAGUGUUCUGGGGGUUCACUAUUUUCUCAUUUCUUGGACUCGUCUUCAUGGUGAUGAUGCUACCAGAAACAAAAGGAAAGUCCUUCGCUUCAAUCCAAGCGCAACUGCGCCACGAAGUCGCCAGAGACAACGCAAAGAAAAUUGACACGGUCGAAUACUAACCAGAAAAUACGAGACGACUACUUAUUCUCACUAGUAUUUAGCGUUAAGCUUAUAAGGGAUCAAUUUAAAAUGAAAAUUUAAUGAUAUUGAAUACUUAACGUUUAAUUAUUAUUUAGGUUAGUAAUUUGUUUCGAAUCCGUUUACCGAAAUAGCCAAUGAAUUGUUAGUGGGAACAGCAUGAAGAUCGAGCAGAAAUGAGAUC